Messenger RNA from Nelumbo nucifera (sacred lotus), 743 nucleotides. The record is from RefSeq and is a predicted model, not a curated record. Lineage: Eukaryota; Viridiplantae; Streptophyta; Magnoliopsida; Proteales; Nelumbonaceae.
GCUCAUGUGGGUAGUCUCUGGCCAAGUGAGCCAAGAAACCAAAUUCGCUUGAGCCUUGUGAGGAACCAGCUGAGUUACUCCACUUUUCUUCUCUUUGUCCGUCCAUGUUUCACGCACUGACAACGAACCAGCACUGAAUAUAAAACCAGGAACAGGUGCAGACUACACAGGCGGCCUUCAAAGAAGACAAGACAAAGACCCAAUUGGGAGAUUGAGAUUUGAGACAGAAUGGCCAGCGCCAGCGGAGCUGCCAAUGGAUUGCUCCAGACCAUCUUCUCAGGCUGCAUAGCUGAGUGCAACACAGAGAUCGAAAGGCGGCCUUACCAUCGCAACUGCGGCUGCGCGCUGCACAAGUCUAGACGUGAGUGCUCCAAGGGGUUGUCCCGGAGUGGGACGGUAUCCUACCCCAUCAGACGGGCUUGGAGCGAGAGUUGCUUGGCCCUUGCAGCUGCUUCUAACCAGUCUUCUCCCUCUCCCACUUCACCUGCUAAUGUACCUUCAAGAAAGGAGGGGACUCACUCAGGAUUUCGUAAAGAUAGCAGAGUUGAAUGGGAGGCUUGAUUUGCUGGAUAGGAGCUUACUUUUGUUUUUUGUUUUUGCUUUUCAGAUUCGUUUCAGUCAAAUUUUAAAAGCUAGACCACCCAACUACCCAAGUUUUCUUCUCUGGUAUUAUUUUCUUAGUUUCCUUUUUUGUUUUUGAGUCCUUUACCCCUUGGCAACACAGAACGAGAUGUUUAACUUGA